AUGCAGGUCCCCAGCCCCAGCGCGCGUGAGGCGGCCUCCAUGUACGGCACAGCGGUGGCUGUCUUCCUGGUCAUCCUCGUGGCCGCGCUGCAGGGCUCGGGACCCCCCGAGAGUCCCUUCCCCUACCGAGUACCGUUGGACCCCGAGGGGUCCCUGGAGCUCUCCUGGAAUGUCAGCUACACGCAGGAGACGGUCUACUUCCAGCUCCUGGUGCGGGAACUCAAGGCCGGGGUCCUGUUCGGGAUGUCAAACCGUGGGGAGCUGGAGAACGCUGACCUGGUCGUGCUCUGGACCGACGGGGACAGUGCCUACUUUGGGGAUGCCUGGAGUGACGAGCAGGGGCGGAUCCACCUAGAUUCCCAGCAGGAUUACCAGCUGCUGCAGGCUCGGAGGACGCCGGAAGGCCUGUGCCUGCUCUUCAAGCGGCCCUUUGGCACCUGUGACCCCAAGGACUACCUCAUUGAGGAUGGCACCGUCCACCUGGUGUACGGGGUCUUGGAGGAGCCUUUCGGGUCGCUGGAGGCCAUCAAUACGUCGGGGCUGCAGAUCGGGCUACAGAGGGUCCAGCUGCUGAAACCCAACAUCUCCAUCCCGGCCUUGCCCUCGGACUUGCUCACCAUGGAGAUCCGCGCCCCGGACGUCCUGAUCCCCGGCAAGAAGACCACGUACUGGUGCCACAUCACCGAGCUUCCAGAGGGCUUCUCUCGGCACCACAUCGUCAUGUACGAGCCCAUCGUCACCAAGGGCAAUGAGGCCCUGGUCCACCACAUGGAGGUCUUCCAGUGCUCCGCCCAGUUCGAGCGCGUCCCCCCAUUCAGCGGGCCCUGCGACUCCAAGAUGAAGCCCGAUCAGCUCAACUACUGUCGCCACGUGCUGGCCGCCUGGGCACUGGGCGCCAAGGCCUUUUACUAUCCAGAAGAAGCAGGCCUUGCCUUUGGGGGCGCCGGGUCCUCCAGAUUCCUCCGUCUGGAAGUUCACUACCACAACCCGCUGGAGAUCCAAGGCCGGCGGGACUCCUCCGGCCUCCGCCUGUACUACACGGCCACGCUCCGGCGCUUCGACGCGGGGAUCAUGGAGCUGGGGCUGGUGUACACGCCCCUGAUGGCCAUCCCCCCGCAGGAGACGGCCUUCGUCCUCACCGGCUACUGCACCGACAAGUGCACCCAGAUGGCCCUGCCGCCCUCAGGGAUCCGCAUCUUCGCCUCUCAGCUCCACACACACCUGACCGGGAGAAAGGUGGUCACCGUGCUGGCCCGGAAUGGCCAAGAGAGGGAGAUCGUGAACCGGGAUGACCACUACAGCCCUCACUUCCAGGAGAUACGCAUGUUGAAGAAGGUCGUGUCUGUGCACCCGGGGGACGUGCUCAUCACUUCCUGUACCUACAACACAGGGGACAGGGACCUGGCCACUGUGGGGGGCUUCGGGAUCCUGGAGGAGAUGUGCGUCAACUACGUGCACUACUACCCCCGCACGCAGCUGGAGCUCUGCAAGAGUGCGGUGGACGCCGGCUUCCUGCGGAAGUAUUUCCACACCGUGAACAGGUUCAAUGCGGAGGAAGUGUGCACCUGCCCUCAGGCCUCUGUCCCUGAGCAGUUUGCUUCCGUUCCCUGGAACUCCUUCAGUCGAGACAUGCUCAAGGCCGUGUACGGCUUCGCACCCAUCUCCGUGCACUGCAACAAGUCCACGGCCGUCCGCUUCCCGGGUGAGUGGGAUCUGCAGCCCCUGCCCAAGAUCACCUCCAAGCUAGAAGAGCCCACCCCUCGGUGUCCAGCCAGCCGGGGUCAGAGCCCCACCAGCCCCACUGUGGUCAGCAUUGGUGGGAGCAGAAGCUGAGUGGGGGGCUGCCCCUCACUACCCCCUCCAUGUUGUGGCUGUGGGCUCACACCAGCUCUAUGCACCCCCAUUCUCUGAAGACCCCUGUUGGAACAGCUCUGCGUGCCCAGGGUGGAUGGCUAGGCCGAGCCCCAGCCUGAGACCAUGGUCCAUUCUAGCAUUUGCCCCUCAAGGGCCCGCUGCAUGACCAAGAGGGUCCCGCGAGAGUUCCUUCUUGACCUACCUGGGACUGGGGUGACCAACACCUUCCCCACACCCACCUUGGAGGUCUAGAGCAAGGUGCGCCCUCCCAGUCCCCACCCCCGAAAACCCUGACUCUUGCAUUGGGAGGGGAGCUUUGCUGGGCCAUGGGGCGGACCCCCCAGCCCGGCCCCCGCGUCCCCAGCCCCUGUCGAUGGCGGUCUGUGUUGGUGUGCUGUGGGUACACGUGCUGCUUAAA
Messenger RNA from Lutra lutra (Eurasian river otter), 2272 nucleotides. RefSeq names its product dopamine beta-hydroxylase (gene DBH). Gene Ontology annotation, cellular component: secretory granule membrane. Gene Ontology annotation, molecular function: dopamine beta-monooxygenase activity; copper ion binding. The transcript is spliced from 12 exons. The record is from RefSeq and is a predicted model, not a curated record. NCBI's taxonomy places the organism in Eukaryota, Metazoa, Chordata, Mammalia, Carnivora, Mustelidae. Gene Ontology annotation, biological process: norepinephrine biosynthetic process; octopamine biosynthetic process; dopamine catabolic process. Bases 1 to 1833 code for a protein of 610 amino acids.